UCUCUCUCUGAUUUUUUUUUUUCCUUUUUUUUUUCUUUUAAAUUUGCUUUUACCUUCGCGUUCGCUUCUCCCCAAUUCCCACCUACUCGUCUCUCUCUCCUCCUCUUGGCCUCUCUUUGGAUUGCCAUGUUCCGGGAAUUUUGAUUUGUUCAUGGUCUCCGGUGUCGAUUUAGCUGUGGUCGCAUGAGAAGUGAGGGAUCGGAGAGGAUGGGGGACGCCGGGAGCGGAAAAGGAGGUGCUUGCGCGGAGGAGAGCGUCGGUGGCGGGACCGACGUGCGGAGCUCUUCUGGCCCCGCGGCGGAGGCGGCGGAUCACCUUGUCGUGAUGGUCCACGGUAUCCUCGGCAGUCCUGCUGACUGGAAGUUUGCAGCUGAGCAGUUUGUUACAGAACUUCCAGAUAAAGUGAUAGUUCAUUGUAGUGAUAGAAACAUGAAUAAACUAACAUUAGAUGGUGUUGACGUCAUGGGUGAGCGAUUAGCUGAAGAGGUAACUGAAGUGAUCAAGAAAUCGCCAAAUCUGCAGAAAAUCUCUUUUGUUGCACACUCAAUUGGAGGAUUAGUUGCACGUUAUGCAAUUGGGAGAUUAUAUAAUCCUCCUAGAAGAAAAACCCAGGAGGACACUCUGUGUGAUGUACGUGAUGAUAGUCAAAGUGGUACUAUCUGUGGUUUGGAAGCUAUGAAUUUCAUCACAGUGGCUACACCUCAUCUUGGUUCUAGGGGAAACAAACAGGUCCCUUUCCUUUUUGGGCUCACUGCUAUUGAAAAGGUUGCUUCUUGUGUUAUUCACUGGAUAUUUAGAAGAACUGGCAAGCAUCUUUUUCUAACUGAUAGCGACGAAGGAAAGCCUCCAUUGUUGCAACGAAUGGUGGAGAAUUGUGAUGAUCUUCAUUUUAUGUCUGCCCUCCAAGCUUUUAAACGGCGGGUGGCUUAUUCAAAUGUUGGCUAUGAUCAUAUAGUAGGAUGGAGAACAUCUUCUAUUAGACGUAACUCUGAGUUGCCUAAAUGGGAGGACCCAUUGAGUGAAAGAUACCCACAUAUUGUACAUGAAGAAUAUACUGCAGGGAGCAGAAAUGAUAAGUGUACUAGUGAUUCCCUUACGGACAGCGAUUGUGAUGUACUUGAAGAAAAGCUAGUAACAGGUCUCACACGGCUGUCUUGGGAAAGAGUCGAUGUAAGCUUCCACAACAUCAGCAUCCAAAGGUUUGCUGCACACAGUGUCAUUCAGGUUAAGGAUCCAUUCACGCAUUCGGAAGGUACAGACGUUAUACAACACAUGAUGGAUCACUUCCUCACUUGAGGGAGGCAGAGGAAUUCUUCUUCAGGUGGUAUACAUUGAUCAUCAUCCACUAGUGGAUCCAUUGGAUACAGAAGGUGGAACAAAGAGCAGCAACAAGAACAUGAAGAACAGGUAGCAGCAAAUCAACUUGAAUCAUUGAGCCUUACCAUCACUUGAAUCUCUUCUAUAUUCUUCACUGGCAACUGUGUAAUAUUUCGAUACGAUCCUUUGUAUAAUCUGUUUAUUUUUCUUAGCACUCAAUAUACUCAUGUUCAUGUUGUAUAGCCACUCGCGAUGACAUUUUUUGCUCGUAGCAGAAUGGAACUGGAAUGAUUCAUAAUUUUCAUUUCAAUAUUUAAACA
Molecule: messenger RNA, 1637 nt
Organism: Zingiber officinale
Lineage: Eukaryota; Viridiplantae; Streptophyta; Magnoliopsida; Zingiberales; Zingiberaceae
Product: lipid droplet phospholipase 1-like
Exons: 10
Coding region: 184-1296 (370 amino acids)
Source: RefSeq, a predicted model, not a curated record